Messenger RNA from Dermatophagoides pteronyssinus (European house dust mite), 486 nucleotides. RefSeq names its product armadillo-like helical domain-containing protein 3. The record is from RefSeq and is a predicted model, not a curated record. Gene Ontology annotation, cellular component: cytosol. Lineage: Eukaryota; Metazoa; Arthropoda; Arachnida; Sarcoptiformes; Pyroglyphidae.
AUGUUGAAUAAAAACUCGAAAAAAGGAUUCAAAGAAAAAAUUGUACAAUAUUACAUUGAUUUGAUAAAGGAUGAAGAAUCAUCGAAUGAAAAUUUUUGGAAUGAAUUUUUUCUACUUAAGGCAAACGGAACAGCAUUAAAACAAGAACUGGAUAAAAUUGAAAACUUCGAUAAUGUUAAAAAAAUUGUUAAUAUUUUGUUUGAGAAAAGUAUCGAAGCAUUACAGGAUUCGAAUCAAUUACGUAUACUUAAUGGAUUGGUUACAUUAUUUACAAUUUCACAUCAUAUUUUUUUUACAUUAAAAUUAUUUCUUUGUGAUAAUGAUGAAAAUUCUCAACGUAUUCGUGAAGAAUUUGUUGAAAAUAUUUGUCUUUUAUUGUUCAACGAUGAUAUACAUUCCGGUUUGAAAAGUAUUUCAUUAAAAUUAUUGGCAAUAAUAACAACAGUAAUUAAGAAAUUCAUUACAGCAAACGAAGAGAAAAUCUAA